AUGACUACACCAAGCAUCUCACCAAUGGAGUCUGUCACCUCGUCGUCAACGUCAGCCUCGCGCAACACUUCCUCGACAAGUUCGACACACCCUCAUCUUGCAAGAUCAAGCAGCUACAGCCAUGUCUUUCCCUCGCACCAGAACCUCAUCAAGCCUCAAAACCCCAUCGCCGGCACCAACACACGAGGCCUGUCAAACGACACCAAAGCUCUCGCCAGACAACUACUACAAAGCAACGCAAAAAUUGCUGCCGUGCAAGACGAACGCGCUAUGCUCUUCUCCAGUGGUCUGCAAUGGCUCCUCGAUGUAGCCACCGAGGCCGAGAAGAAAUCACCAACUCCCAGACCCAGCAGACCAUCUACCCGCGUGUUUCCACUGACUGAGGAUGCCGUCAGAGGACUAGACAGGCACGGCAGAUACUCUCGCAUCACCGAAAUUGUAGAUGGACAGAGUGAGAGCACUUCGAGCGACAACCGGGCAAGGAUCAACGCCUGGGUCUCGGAGACAGAUGCUGCUCCUUGA
Aureobasidium namibiae CBS 147.97 is the source of this 522-nucleotide messenger RNA. RefSeq lists its product as uncharacterized. The record is from RefSeq and is a predicted model, not a curated record. Lineage: Eukaryota; Fungi; Ascomycota; Dothideomycetes; Dothideales; Saccotheciaceae. The transcript has a single exon. Bases 1 to 522 code for a protein of 173 amino acids.